Vigna unguiculata (cowpea) is the source of this 1233-nucleotide messenger RNA. RefSeq lists its product as uncharacterized. The record is from RefSeq and is a predicted model, not a curated record. Gene Ontology annotation, molecular function: nucleic acid binding; zinc ion binding. NCBI's taxonomy places the organism in Eukaryota, Viridiplantae, Streptophyta, Magnoliopsida, Fabales, Fabaceae.
UGGUGCAGAACAACGAUUUUGUAUGAGGCAUUUGUACUCUAAUUUCAGAAAACGGUUUGGUGGCCAGAAGUUGAAAAACCUAAUGUGGAAGGCAGCAACUGUGACACACCCUGUGGCCUGGGAAAGGGUAAUGAGAGAUAUUAAAAAGGAGAAUGAAGAUGCUUUCAAGUACCUCAUUGCUAUACCACCUAGGUUUUGGUCCAGAUCAAGAUUCACUAGGAAUGCUGUGACUGACACAGUAGUAAAUAACAUGACAGAGGCAUUUAACAGUGUGCUUGUUGAUGCUAGAUGCAAGCCUGUUAUCUCAAUGUUGGAAGACAUACGAAUAUACAUGAUGAAGAGGUGGCAAUCUAAAAGACAAAAGCUGGAAAAAAUGGAAGGGCAAAUCUGUACUAAAAUAAACAGCAGACUACAAGAAGAAUCCAAAAAAAGUAGAUACUGGAUCCCAAGUUGUGCUGGGGGGAAAGUAUUUGAAGUUGCACACCUAUCAGUGCUAGGUGACAAGUAUGUUGUCAACCUAGACACCCAAGAUUGCAGCUGUAGGAAGUGGAUGAUAACUGGCAUCCCGUGCUGCCAUGCACUUGCUGCCAUCAGGUUCUUGAACUUGAAUGCAGCAGAUUAUAUCCCCCUAUGUUUCAGGAAAUCAACUUUUGAAGAGAUGUACAACUCCAUUAUCUACCCUAUCAAUGGACAAAACAUGUGGCCCACCACUGAUUUUCCAGAUGUCAUGCCUCCACAUAAAAGGAUUAUGCCUGGGCGACCCAAGAAAAAGAGAAGGCUGGAACAAUGGGAGUUGAGGAAAGAUGAUACCCAAUUACGAAAAGGUGGCCAUAGAAAAAGAUGCAGAGUUUGUCGUGAACUGGGGCACAAUAGAACAAAUUGCCCACAACUGCCUACACAAGGACAGUCCUCACAGCCAAGUGAUGCUCCUCCACAACCAACCCAGCCAUCUCAAGAGCCAAUUUCUGCUACUCAACAACCAACCCAGCCAUCUCAGGAGACAAUUUAUGCUACUAUACAACCAAACCAGCCAUCACAGGACCCAACUUCUGCUCCUCCACAACCAACCCUGCCACUCUGAUUCACUUCUUUAAUGUAUAUGUAAUCUGGUCUUUAAGUUUUAAUUUUGAUGGCUGUUAUUUUGUAAAAUUCAUUAGCCAUUUUUGGAUAAUUUGGAUCACAGACAUUUUCAUUUUGUAAGUUGGUAAAUUCAGGAUUAUGGUGGACAACAAC